This is a messenger RNA of Sus scrofa (pig), 5911 nucleotides long. The record is from RefSeq and is a predicted model, not a curated record. Lineage: Eukaryota; Metazoa; Chordata; Mammalia; Artiodactyla; Suidae.
GCCUCCAUCGAUGCACUCGAAAGCUCGGUUGACGCUGCCUGGCGCUGGAACCAGGAAGGCGGUGAGCUUAAACUGAAGCAAGUUCGGAGGACGCCGGCGGCGCCCAGAUUUGAAGAAACGUUUCCAGGUCUGAGGCCCUUGCAAGUCUACAGGAGGUGUAAACCCGAAGGCCGAGAUCCAGAAAUGGGACGCCGGUCAUCAGAUACUGAAGAAGAAAGCAGAAGCAAGAGAAAAAAGAAGCACCGUAGACGAUCUUCUUCAAGUAGUUCUUCAGAUAGUAGAACAUACAGCCGAAAGAAAGGUGGAAGGAAAUCAAGGUCAAAGUCAAGAUCUUGGUCCAGAGAUCUUCAGCCUCGCUCACAUUCUUAUGAUAGAAGACGCAGGCAUCGAUCAAGCAGUAGUUCUUCUUAUGGAUCUAGAAGAAAACGAAGUCGAAGUCAUUCAAGGGGUCGAGGGAAAUCCUAUAGAGUUCAGAGGUCUAGGUCAAAAAGCAGAACAAGAAGAUCUCGGUCAAGACCUCGUCCACGUUCCCAUAGUCGAAGCAGUGAAAGGUCCAGUCACAGAAGAACACGUAGUAGGUCUCGGGAUAGAGAACGACGGAAAGGCAGAGAUAAGGAGAAAAGAGAAAAGGAGAAGGAUAAAGGCAAGGACAAGGAAUUACACAACAUCAAACGUGGGGAAUCUGGAAACAUCAAAGCUGGAUUAGAACAUCUGCCACCAGCUGAACAGGCCAAAGCAAGACUACAGCUGGUUCUUGAAGCUGCUGCAAAAGCUGAUGAAGCAUUGAAAGCCAAAGAAAGAAAUGAAGAAGAAGCAAAGAGAAGAAAGGAAGAAGACCAAGCCACCCUGGUUGAACAAGUAAAAAGAGUCAAAGAAAUUGAAGCCAUUGAAAGCGAUUCUUUUGUUCAGCAAACAUUCAGAUCAAGUAAAGAAGUCAAAAAGUCAGUGGAGCCUAGUGAAGUGAAGCAUGCAGCUGCAACAUCAGGACCAGCAUCAGUAGUAGCUGAUCCACCAAAUAAUGAGAAAGAAAUAGACCCUGGCAGCAUCCCUACUGCUAUCAAGUACCAAGAUGACAAUUCUCUGGCCCAUCCAAAUUUAUUUAUUGAGAAAGCUGAUGCUGAAGAAAAGUGGUUCAAGAGAUUAAUUGCUCUCCGACAAGAAAGGCUGAUGGGCAGUCCCGUAGCCUAAAGUAAUAUACAUAUGGUUGAAUAAUGAACAAUAACAUUCAAAAUUUAGGUUUUUAAAUCCCAGUAUUAACUUUUUACUCUUAAAAAUAAUUUAGCUGAUUAUAUAAAAAGAUAAUCUCAUUUUAUCCUUUUCUCUUGCAGGCUUGAAUAUUUGUUGAUUGAACUUAAUCAAACAUUGUGAAUAUUAAAACUAGUGUAAAGUUUAAGAAUGCAUGAAAAUGUCAUACUGUUAAUAAAGCUAAUCCUAAAAAUGUAUUAAAAUAAAUGAUAUAUAGUAGUGUUCCUGUGUAGAAUUUGAAAAAUAUCAAGUUGCCAUUUAAAGACAGAAUUUUGAGGGAGUUCCCAUCCUGGCUCAGUGGUUAACGAACCCAAUUCAUAUCCAUGAGGAUGCGGGUUUGAUCCCUGACCUCACUCAGGGGGUUAAGGAUCCAGUGUUGCCGUGAGCUGUGGUGUAGGUCUCAGACAUAGCUCUGAUCCUGUGUUGCUGUGGCUGUGGCCUAGGCCUGCAGCUCCAGCUCCAAUUCAACCCCUAGCCCAGGUAACUUCCAUAUGCUGUGGGUGUGGCCCUAAAAAAACAAAAAUUAAAGAAUUUUUUUAAAAUACACAAUUUUGAUUAAUCAUGCAUAUAAAAGAAUCAAACUAGGGAGUUCCUGUCGUGGCACAGUGGAAACAAAUCCAACUACGAACCACGAGGUUGUGGGUUCGAUCCCUUGCCUUGCUCGGUGGGUUAAGGAGCCAGCGUUGCUGUGAGCUGUUGUAUAGGUCGCAGACGCAGCUCAGAUCUGGCGUUGCUCUGUCUCUGGUGUAGGCCAGUGGCUAGAGCUCCGAUUAGACCCCUAGCCUGGGAACCUCCAUCUGCCAUGGGCGCGGCCCUAAGAAGACAAAGGGUUUAAAAAAAAAAAAAGAAUCAGGAGUUCCCGUGGUGGCGCAGUGGUUAAUGAAUCCGACUAGGAACCAUGAGGUUGCGGGUUCGAUCCCUGCCCUUGCUCAGUGGGUUAAAGAUCCGGCGUUGCCGUGAGCUGUGGUGUAAGUCACAGACGUGGCUCGGAUCCCGCGUUGCUGUGGCUCUGGCGUAGGCCAGUGGCUACAGCUCCGAUUAGACCCCUAGCCUGGGAACCUCCAUAUGCCGCGAGAGCGGCCCAAGAAAUGGCAAAAAGACAAAAAAAAAAAAAAAGAAUCAAACUAUAUGCUACAAAUAUGAGCUUUCAUCUUCUGUGUAUUAUAAAAUUAUUUUAGAUACAAUAAAAAGCACUGUAAACAAUCUAAGCAGAGUGACCCAUGUUAAUCUUAGGAAUAACACAUUUAGUGAAGAAACUUCUUGAAAAUUAAAUAAAUUGAUGGUUUACUUCUUAGAGAUUAGCUUUUACUAGUGCUCCUUUGAAACAUGUUAGCAGUUCUAGGCUCAUUCGUUUAAAAAUUACGUGUUCACGCUAGACUUCACCAGUUGGCCAAAUACUCAUGAUAGGAAAUCACUCCUGAGAAAACUGGUAAGAGCUCUCACUUCAGUCUUCCUUAACCAACUGCUGUUCCCCGCAGAGGACACCAGCUAAUCAUAAUUUUGAUAAGGCUGUCUGUCACUGUAAAAUGCCUUUCUCUGGUAGCUGAAUGAAAAUCAACUAUGCAUUCCAUACUGAACAUGCCAGAGAUAAGCGCAUUUAGGGCUUGCCUUAGCAAACUCGUUUCCAUCAGCUAACAUGAAUAUUUCCCUUUCCUGUUUUGUUUUGCGCUGAUUUGUUUCUGAAGACUAUUACCUCAGAAUCCAAAAUAAGCAUGAAAAGUUCUUGGGCUAAGAUUACCAAUACGUAGGACAUUUUGAUGCCAUCUUUUUAUAUUUCUGAAACUAAAAUUGUAAUCCCUCUUAGAAAUUAAAAAUAUAAAGUACUUAAAAUCAGUUGCAAAAGGUAUAGAAAAUAGACUGAUGACAAAAGACUUGUUUUCUACAAACAUGUUUUCAGAAUCUAAAUAUAUGCUAGCGGGUGUUUUUUUUCCUUAGCUCUAAGUAAAGUAUGAACUCGAAUUUGUGUGGUUUUUAAACAUAUACAAAUUUUAGUGACUUUAAAAAAUGAUUGCAGUUACUAAAUUUUGUAUUUCAUUUAUUAUAUAACUUGUAAAUAGUAAAAGGAUUGUCACCCUUUGAGGAAGUAUAUUUUAGUGGUCUGGGCAAGAAUAUGGGUUGUUAUAGUUCCUACUAUGGUGCAAUGUGUUAGGACCCAGCUUUGCUGCAGCCGUGGCUCAGAUUCAGUCUCUGACCCAGGAACUUCAUAUGCCGCAGGUGCAGCCAAAAAAGAAAAAGAAUACGGGUUUUCAUCUGAGCCACUAAUGAUUCUCCAUAGAAGCUGGUCUACACUUUUGUUAUGAUCCACUUUAAUUAUAUUUAAUGCCAGUGUUCCUCUAUGGCAGAUAGCCCAAAUACAAAAGCAUGACCUGCAAUAGAUUUAUAUUUUAAAGCUAAAUUUUUCAAGAAGAUAGAGAAUCAAGGUGUUUUUUUUUUUUUAAUUACCUAAACUUAAGUCCCUGUAGGAACUCAAGUACUCCUCCCCUCCUUCCUGAUUUCCAAUAUGAUUCAUUUUAACGUACUGCUAAUUUUGUUUACCUUGAUUUUUGUUGAAGACUGCAAUAUUACCACACAAACCAGAUCAGAUUUAAUAAGAAUGACUUCAUAGACCACUAUCAAACAUAUCACCAAACUCAAGCUAAGUGGUGCAUCCAGGCCUUCUUUAAUAUCCUAAUAUAAUGAACCUAUAAAACAGAACAGAUUUUUCAUGUCACUUGACUAAUGGCAACAAUCUGGACUUACAUGAGACCUCAAAGUGUUUUUUUUUUUUUUUGAAACAUUAACUUCAUACAAAAUAAGUAUUAAUAAUACAAGUUUUUAUUUCUCAACUGAGUGCAUUCUCAGGGAAAAUAGAGUAAGAACAUUUUUUCUGUCAUUCCCUUAUUAUGAGGAGCCAGGCAGCUAGGGAUAUGAGAACAGAACAGUUUGAGUCAUUCAUCUGCUUUGCUUCAGCUUCCCAGCAUGUGAAAUGAGAAUACUAAUAGUGGACCUGCCUACCUUGAUUUUUUCAGGAAAAUAACACAAAAGAAAGUCCUUGAUAGAAAAAGUGUACUGCUUAUCCAAAGGCAGCAUUUUCAUUAUUUCCUUAAUGAAAUGUGGAACAAAUAGUUGCAUGGGUAAUGAUUUGAAAACUAUACCCCAACUUCAGUGUACUCCUGUGUAUGUGCUUGAAUUGCCAUGGCCAGAAGACUCCACCCCAGCUUUGUCCCCAGCUUUCCCUGAUCUCUCCCACUGCCAAGACCACAAGAAACCCUUGUGACCCACCAUCUACUUUACUUAAGGAAUCUCAGGUCUUCUUCACACUUACCCACUUACUCGUUAAUAUUUUUUUUUUGACUACCUAGUUUGUGCCAGACACAGUAAGGGUGGUUGGGUGUACCUGGGUGAAUCCAAUGGAGAGCCCACCCUCGGGUGGCUUAGUUAUGAAGCCCAGACCUGUUUGUGACAUGAGAGAUAUAGUACUUGAUGGCAGAGGAGAGGACAUGGUUGCAAAGAAGAGAGAGAGAAAUUACUGCAAGUUAGAAAAUUAAAGAAGCCUUCAUGGAUGAGAUCACAGCUAAUGUAAACUUGAAGGAUAAGAAAGCUCCUGGAGCCACAGGAACUUGCAGCCAUCCCCUUCCAUCACUGCUCUAGAAGGCUGGGAACUGUUGCACCUACAAGGAAGAGGCCCUAUGGUGAAAGACCCAAGUGGUUCCGCCCCUUUGAUCCUAUUAAAAAUCCAGGCAAAAUGUUAGGUUCCUGUUUGCCCUCUGACUUUCUAUGACCAUUUCGUCCUUUUGGUGGAGAAAUGGCUGAAUAAGCCAAACCUUCAUUUGACCACUUCAGCAGCAAUCUUGUAUCACCACCACUUGUCAGCCUAGGUGACAUGAGCAAGACAUGCAAUGGUAGCUGAAAGGAGACUUUCUAUACUUCUGAAAAAAGAUUUGCAGCUCCCUAUAAGAUGUUGCACAGCCCUGAGGACCACUGUGUAUUCCCUGACUCUCUGUUUUUCCACUGUGUGCUGUUAUAGAAAGCAUUAUUUUGGAAUGAGAAGAUAAAGUUCACUUGUGGUUUGGUCCUUCCCCAAAUUUUCCUUUGGUUUGGGUAUCAAGUGAAAAUCUUUAAGUGAGCAACUAAGGUGGUAACAAAAGCUAGAAAUGUCCCAAUGAUAUGGGACAUUUUUGGUCACUAAACUAUGGAUGAAUUGAUCUGAAUUCUUACACCCACGUUACUCCUUCCUUCCUCCCUUUCCCUACCCCAGGAUUCCUUGUGAGUAUUACAGAAGAGGUUUUGAACCAGCUCCAGUCUAUUACUCAGUUGAUAGAGUGUUUGAAUUAUUUAGAAAAUGUUUAAAUGUCAUCCUUUAUGUGUAAGCUAUACUUAAUCUUUGGAACUCCUUUAUGGAAUUAUGGAAAAGUAAGUCAUUGUGAAAAGAAAAUAGCUGAGUCUUUACAGUAGAACAGGAGUAAAAAUGAAGGUAAGAAAGAACUCUUUGUGAAUUCUCUAAUCAUCUUUACCUGUUAUCAUAGAGAUGGAUGUUGAUCAAUAUAUUCUACUUGUGUUUUUUCCAAGUCAAAGAAAAUUCUGCUAUCAUAUAUUUCAAAAUUAUUUUUGCUUUCACUGUAUCCCCAGAAUCUAGUCUGUGCCUGACAGAAAGAAGGUUUUCAAUAAAUAUUUUUCAAUGAAGGAA